Messenger RNA from Moneuplotes crassus, 873 nucleotides. The record is from the annotation of a GenBank genome assembly. Lineage: Eukaryota; Ciliophora; Spirotrichea; Euplotida; Euplotidae.
AUGGAUCGCAAAGCAAACCGUAAUAGAAAAAUAAAAGCCAAGACAAAGUCACCUGAAUUUAGGAUAGUCUUAAAGAAAGCUCAAAGGAAAUAGAUCACUUAUAAAUACCACAAGAAGCACGACUUUAUGGAAGAGGAAAAAGAAAGGUCAAGACCUUAUUUAAAGAGGCUAAGCUAAGACAGAAGAAGAAUACUCAUAGACUGCCUGUAAAGAUAAUUAAACCAGCAUUAAUUAAGAAAAAGAAGAAAUGCAAGAAAAAGAAUUUUGACACUAGGUCCAGGAAAAACUCCUUCCUCAGCAGAAUGGAGUACUCUAGUACAAAGAGCAAUCGGAGCCAAAGGUCUAUAAAACUAGAAGAAAUUGAUGACGAGAGCCCCAAGAAACAUAGUAUAAUUAUUGAAGAAGAGAAGGAGAUAGAUGAUAGUACCAAGUAUUCAACCGCUAAGAAGAACAACUUUGUGUUACCGUCUAUUCUUACUAAAUAACCCUAAGACUAAAAAUGGGACAAAAAGGAUCACUUUUCAUGACCAAAGCCAACCUACGUACACUUAUAGCCUCAAAUUUGAAAGAAGCAAACUUGGAAUCAUGAGUACCAGGGUGAUUAAGGAGAAGGUCAACUUGAUACGACAGAAGUGAGAGUCUAUAGCAGGUGACUUGAGUGAAAAGGGAGACCUGGAAAUUACCAGCACGACAGAUACUCCUCAUAAGCAGACUCAGUUUAUCCAAAAGAUGGCUAAAAGUCCUCAGGUUAACCGAAAUCAUCAGCUAUCGACUGCUCAAAAACUCUUGCAGACUUUGAAAAAUUCACCUAGCAAGACUCUUAAGAGGAAGAAAUGCAGGCGUUCAUUGAAUAUUAGGCCUCUUAAGAAAUAA